Molecule: messenger RNA, 567 nt
Organism: Knipowitschia caucasica
Lineage: Eukaryota; Metazoa; Chordata; Actinopteri; Gobiiformes; Gobiidae
Source: the annotation of a GenBank genome assembly
AUGGCGGCGCACGUAGUCCGACAGUCUGCAUUGUUUUGUUUCAGACCAACAGAACAUGGCUUUUCCAAUCAAAUAGUUAAACACUUAACCAGUAGUUUUAAGAUAUGCGCGGUUUAUGGAGCCAAAGGGUCGGAUCCAUCUCAGGAGAACCCAGUGCACGUCCCAGUCGAGCGACUAACAGUGUCCUACAGUAGAAGUAGUGGAGCUGGUGGUCAACAUGUCAAUAAAGUAAACACAAAAGCUGAAGUCCGAUUCCAUGUACGAACAGCAGACUGGAUCCCAGAAGAUGUCAGACAGAAAAUCCUGGAAAAGAACAAAAACCGAAUCAACAAAUCCGGUGAGCUCCUGGUGACGUCAGAGGUGAGCAGGAGCCAGCACCGGAACCUGGGAGAGUGCGUUCAGAAGAUCUCUGACAUCAUCGCUGACGCCACAGAGAAACCGUAUCAUCCAGACCCCGAAGACGUCGCACUCAGAGCGGCAAGGUUGGAGAAGAGGGAUAAAGAACGGCUGCGGCAAAAGAAAAUAGCAUCAAACAUAAAACAGAACAGACGAGUGGGUUUUGACUGA